AUGACCGAUCAAAUGGAGGUGCGGACGCAAGGCCGCACCGGACCGCGACCCUGGUGCGGUCCGGCGCACGUUCGACUGUAUAGUAUAACGGGACAACUCACGAACGUAAUCUCCAGCGCCUUUGGCAACGCCUUCAGCUUCGGCCAAUCCGGAAGCUCUGCACCAGGCCCCAGCCAAUUAACAAGCUUCGCAGCACCCGACUCCAGCCAAUCAGGAGGCGUCACACCAGCAGAGCUGCCGCCUGCAGCACCAGAAACACAAAACGCACAGACAGGGAUUGAAGCUGAGAAGGGAAAACAGGAAAUCACUAUUGAAAGUCAUGAAACUGAAACUAUUCAAAAUGCUGAAACGGCAUUAACUGAAACUACUCUAAAUGCUGAAACGGCAUUAACUGAAACUACUCAAAAUGCUGAAACAGAAUUAACUGAAACUACUCAAAAUGCUGAAACAGAAUUAUCUGAAACUACUCAAAAUGCUGAAACAGAAUUAACUGAAACUACUGAAAAUGCUGAAACAGAAUUAACUGAAACUACUCAAAAUACUGAAGCUGAGAAAAAAGAAAGCGAAGCAUCGCUAGCCGAGGAAAAACACAGCGAAGCAUCGCUAGCCGAGGAAAAAGAGAGCGAAGCAUCGCUAACUGAGAAAAAAGAUGGAUAUCCGGAUCCGGAACAAGAAGCCCCACAGUCCAGAUUUGCGUGGUUCAAGUCAAAGAUAUUGGCAUUGGCCGGCCCAGUAAUCCCAUCAAUUACAAAUAGUAUAACGGGACAACUCACGAACGUAAUCUCCAGCGCCUUUGGCCACGCCUUCAGCUUCGGCCAAUCCGGAAGCUCUGCACCAGGCCCCAGCCAAUUAACAAGCUUCGCAGCACCCGACUCCAGCCAAUCAGGAGGCGUUACACCAGCAGAGCUGCCGCCUGCAGCACCAGAAACACAAAACGCACAGACAGGGAUUGAAGCUGAGAAGGGAAAAGAAGAAAUCACAAUUGAAAGCCAUGAAACUGAAAAUAUUCAAAAUGCUGAAACGGCAUUAACUGAAAAUACUCAAAAUGAUGAAACUGAAUUAACUGAAACUACUCAAAAUGCUGAAACUGAAACUACUCAACAUGCUGAAACUGAAUUAACUGAAACUACUCAAAAUGCUGAAACAGAAUUAACUGAAACUACUGAAAAUGCUGAAACAGAAUUAACUGAAACUACUGAAAAUGCUGAAACAGAAUUAACUGAAACUACUCAAAAUGCUGAAACAGAAUUAACUGAAACUACUCAAAAUGCUGAAACAGAAUUAACUGAAACUACUGAAAAUGCUGAAACAGAAUUAACUGAAAGUACGCAAAAUGCUGAAGCUGAGAAAAAAGAAAGCGAAGCGUCGCUAGCCGAGAAAAAAGAAAGCGAAGCGUCGCUAGCCGAGGAAAAAGAAAGCGAAGCAUCGCUAGCCGAGGAAAAAGAAAGCGAAGCAUCGCUAGCCGAGGAAAAAGAAAGCGAAGCAUCGCUAGCCGAGGAAAAAGAAAGCGAAGCAUCGCUAGCCGAGGAAAAAGAAAGCGAAGCAUCGCUAGCCGAGGAAAAUGAUAGCAAAGAAUCGCUAGCUGAGAAAAAAGAUGGCUAA
Cydia splendana is the source of this 1602-nucleotide messenger RNA. RefSeq names its product adventurous-gliding motility protein Z-like. Bases 1 to 1602 code for a protein of 533 amino acids. The transcript has 4 exons. The record is from RefSeq and is a predicted model, not a curated record. Lineage: Eukaryota; Metazoa; Arthropoda; Insecta; Lepidoptera; Tortricidae.